Gongylonema pulchrum is the source of this 294-nucleotide messenger RNA. Lineage: Eukaryota; Metazoa; Nematoda; Chromadorea; Rhabditida; Gongylonematidae. The record is from the annotation of a GenBank genome assembly.
GGUUGCUUGGCAGCAGUUCGAACAAGCGAAACAGCGGAACAGACCGAUCGGCAGCGUCGUCUGCGAAUACAGUUGUCACCAGUGAAAAGUUUCUAUAAAACAGUUCCGCUUGAUGAAACAGGUGCAACUGAUACCGAAGCGCCGCUUAUGUCAGUGUCUGAGUGGCCGACAAGCAGCCUGUACGCGACUGAUGGCCCGCAUCUGCUGACCGAUUCGCUAAUUGUCAAUGCGGAAGAGGAAUCGGAGUUGGAUGCGAAUGAUGACAUGAAAGUAGGAUUUCCGAACAAAUAUUGA